Molecule: messenger RNA, 931 nt
Organism: Priapulus caudatus
Lineage: Eukaryota; Metazoa; Priapulida; Priapulimorpha; Priapulimorphida; Priapulidae
Exons: 3
Coding region: 342-851 (169 amino acids)
Source: RefSeq, a predicted model, not a curated record
AUAAGUGGGGGAUGUAUUCUCCCUCCCCGCUAUCUACGCCCCUUGAACUUUAAAUAUAGGUUAGCCUGAAAAAUACGCGAGAAAAAACGAGUGCCAACUGGUAGCAGAGCACAUAAAUCACUGUGAUUUAUGUGCUCUGCUGGUAGCUAACACAUCACCACGCAUUCCAGGCAUGAAGCCAAUACACAACUGGCCGGGAAGUUCCGUUGCAUAUUUCUAAGAAAGGGUGCAUGCAGUACAUACGUCCGGGAUAGAAAAGAUCAUACUUGCCAAUAUAGACGUCAUAGCAACGUAGACGAGCCAAGAAGAGAACGCGCGCAUUACUGUGUUAAUCUGCUAUCAUGGCUCGCGCCCUUCUGAAGCUUCUCUUCGCCUGUUGCAUGAUCAAAUGCGCACAGUUUACCACUACCAGCACCCCGGCCACGAAUACGACGAGCGGAGGCCCCGUCGCCAAUGUCUACACGAGUGAACCGGUGGCCGAGUCGAGUUUUGAUCAGGGAGGAAUUGAAUAUGUGAAUCGAACAGUAGGCGCAAUGGAGUCGAUCGCGAUCGCCGUUAAGCAACUAGCGGCUCUGCAGCAGGAGCAAGCGGCAAACAGCGGAAGCAACGCACAAAUAGGCGCCACCUUCGCCAUCGUCAACAUCAUCAACGACAGAGUCGCAAGAAUCGAGAAGCAAAUUGGGGCGAUGGGGCGCACUCUGCAAUCACUAGAGCAAAAGUGCGAAACACUGAAUGGAAUGACGCUUGCAGAAACGAUGAUCGACUUUUUAGAACAACAUUUUGGCGGCACACGUAAGCGCCAAGUUAUACCAUGCUAUACGCUACACCGUUAUAUACCAGUUUCACCCUGAUAUUCGUUACACCAUGUUAUAUUUUAGAUCAUACAAUGACGCGUUAUUGGCUAACCUCAUACCCGCGGUUCCUCCAUGCU